Molecule: messenger RNA, 1211 nt
Organism: Pieris napi
Lineage: Eukaryota; Metazoa; Arthropoda; Insecta; Lepidoptera; Pieridae
Product: thioredoxin domain-containing protein 9
Exons: 6
Coding region: 165-797 (210 amino acids)
Biological process (GO): microtubule cytoskeleton organization
Cellular component (GO): cytoplasm
Source: RefSeq, a predicted model, not a curated record
AUUUGACAUUUUCACAUCUAGACUAGUGUUCUGAAAAAUUGUUUUGAAAUUUCAAAUAACAAAUAGUGUCUAAUUUAAAAUAUAAUUUCUUUAGAGACACUUUAUCUAGAUUUUAUUUUAUUACUUAUAUACCUGUGUUCAUUUCACGAAAUUUUAUUGACAACAUGGAGAAAGCUAUACAACAAAUUGCCCAAACAAUGGAGCGACAGCUCGAUUUUGAGCUGGAAAAGCUAGAUGCUCUGGAUGGUGGUGACCUUGAAGCUAUUCGUCAACAGCGCUUAAAUGAGAUGAAACAACGUGCUAAACAAAAACAAGAGUGGCUGGUUAAUGGUCAUGGUGAAUAUACAGAGAUAGAUGGAGAAAAGGAAUUCUUUACUAUAUGCAACAAGAGUGAGAACCUCGUAUGCCAUUUCUAUAGACAUGAUUCACCUAGGUGUCGCAUAUUUGACAUGCACCUUAAGAUCUUGGCCAAAAAGCAUGUUGAGACUCGAUUCAUUAAGAUGGAUGCUGAGAAAGCACCAUUUUUAACUGGCCGUCUCAAAAUACGUGUAAUACCAACUCUUGCAUUAGUGAAAGCAAAUAAGACAAAGGAUUUUGUGGUUGGAUUCACUGAACUUGGUAACCGAGAUGACUUCUCCACAGAUAUGCUCGAGUGGAGGAUCGCCAGGUCAGAAGUGAUCGAAUAUUCUGGAGACAUUCUAACACCACCUACUGAGGGUAAAAAGAAGUCCGUGCAUAUCCAAAGUAAGAAGGCUAUAAGGGGAAGAACAGACUCUGAUUCAGAUCUUAGUGAUUGAUAGUUUAGUUAAUAAUAUUGAAAAUUUUUGGUAAAGUUAUAUACACUAAUGCGCAUUUAUAAAGAGCCAAAAGCUUAUUACUGAAUUUGAAUUAGGAAUGAAUAAUUUUUAAGAAAUUAUUUCAUGUGACCACAGGCCCACUCAAGGCCAUGAUUUCAUUUUCUCUAUAUAUUGGAAAGUUAUUUCAAUAGCUUUAUUGAAAGUCUUAUAUCUUAUAUUUUUAAUACUAAUAAUUUAAUAAUUUGCCACUAUUAUUUUUAAAUUUUGUAUUCAGUAUGCUGUGUUGAGAGAAAAAAUGUUUCUGCUUGUAUUUAGAAAUCCUUGUUAUUGUAAAAGGAAUUUGGGAUGUUUUGGAAUAUUGUAAAAUUUGCUUUAAGUUACUAAAGUUAUUAAAUUAAUAAAACAUAUAAUCCA